AUGGCACUGAACGACUGGCUCGAUUGCGGCGAUUGGAAGGGUAUAAGAGGGGAGGAGAUGGCGGCCUUCUGUGCAUCGUUGAUAUGGUGGAUCGCGGCGCUCGUCGUUCUUUCGCAGUGCAUCCGGAUGAUCAGCUCGCGACAGACGGGACCGAUAUUGAACGAGAAAGGCGCGACGAUAGUGAAAGAGCAGAAGCGCAACAUGUUCCUCCGCCCACCCAUCAUCCUCACGGCCGUGGCCGUUCUCGGGCUCUGCGCGGUCGUCAGGGUGGCAGACGUCGGACACCAGUUUGGACGCCAGCUUUCGUCGUACACGGCAACGACCACGACCAGCAGCAACGAUGCCCAGUUUACAGUGGCCAUGGACUCAGACGUCGGCGCUGAUCUCAUCCCCAACAUUUUCGACCCAGAGGCGGUGGACCCCCAGAGUGUCUGCCCCGGUUACACGGCAUCCAAUGUCCAAGAAACUUCUCACGGAUUCACAGCAGAUCUCGACCUCGCCGGGAAGGCUUGCAAUGUCUACGGCAACGAGAUCGAGGCCCUGAAGCUCGUCGUUGAGUACCAGGCGGCAGACCGGCUUCAUGUCGAGAUACUGCCGAGACAUAUCGGCAAGGACAACUACACGUGGUUCAUCCUUCCCGAUGAGCUGAUUCCGAAACCUGAAAAUGAUGGGACUCAGUCGGCUGGUUCGGACAGCGACCUGGAGUUCAAGUGGGCCAACGCGCCGACUUUUGGCUUCAAUGUGACAAGGAAGAGCACUGGAGAUGUCCUGUUUACCACCGUGGGGACCAAGCUGGUCUUCGAAGACCAGUUCUUUGAGUUUGCUUCACCUCUUCCGAAGAACUACAAUCUUUAUGGACUCGGUGAGGUCAUCCACGGCUUUCGAUUGAACAGAAAUUUGACUAGGACUAUCUAUGCUGCUGACAUUGGCGACCCCAUCGAUGGAAAUAUCUACGGAUCACACCCUAUCUACCUAGACACCCGAUACUACAAAGCCGAUGCUGAUUCCGAUGAGCUCGUCUACGUUGCCGAGCCCACGGACAAGACUGCUAAUUACAAAUCGUUUACUCAUGGCGUCUUUAUGAGAAAUGCUCAUGGUCAGGAAAUCCUGCUUCGAGAGUCUAACAUUACCUGGAGAGCGCUUGGUGGAACAAUUGACCUCUACUUCUACGCUGGUCCCACGGCAGACUCUGUCAUUACCUCUUACCAAAAGAGCGCCGUUGGACUGCCUGCUAUGCAGCAAUACUGGACCCUGGGCUUUCAUCAAUGCAGAUGGGGCUACACCAGUUGGGACAACCUUCAGGAGGUUAUCGACGACUUUGUAAAGUUUGAGAUUCCACUUGAAACGAUCUGGGCCGAUAUCGACUACAUGAACCAGUACCGCGACUUCGAAAACGACAAGAAUAAUUGGACCUACGAAGACGGCGAGAAGUUUCUCGACAAACUCCACAAGAACGGACAACACUUCGUGCCGAUUGUCGACUCAGCAAUUUACUCGCCAAACCCCGAGAAGGAAGAUGACGCCUACCCAACCUAUGACCGCGGCCUUUCCUCAGACGCCUUUGUCCUCAAUCCAGACGGCUCACUCUAUGUCGGAGCUGUGUGGCCUGGCUACACGGUCUUCCCUGACUGGGUUGGUGCCGUGCUCGGUAAGAGCAAGACGUUUGCUUGGUGGAAGACAGAGCUUGAGACCUGGUUUAAGAAGGUUGCCUUCGACGGCAUCUGGAUUGACAUGUCCGAAGUAGCUUCGUUCUGCGUGGGCAGCUGCGGAAGCAAGAACCUCACCCAGAACCCUGCCCAUGUCCCUUUCCAGCUUCCAGGAGAACCCGGCAACGAAGACUACUCCUACCCCGAAGGCUUCGAGAAGACCAACGCCACCGAAGCCGCGUCCAUCUCUGCGCUCUCAGCUUCAGCCGAGGCUGCCAAAUCCACCGCCGUCAACGACGCGGAGCCAACCUCCACGACGACCUCUUACCUUCGCACCACUCCCACCCCCGGCGUCCGCAACGUCAACCACCCACCGUACGUGAUCGACCACAUCCACGGAGACCUCGCCGUGCACGCCGUCUCCCCCAACGCAACGCACCACGGCGGCUCCGAAGAGUACGACUUCCACAACCUCUUCGGCCACCAGAUCCUCAACGCCACCUACCACGCCCUGCUCUCCGUCUUCCCUGGCAAGCGGCCCUUCAUCAUCGGCCGCUCGACCUUUGCCGGGUCGGGCAAGUGGGCCGGGCACUGGGGCGGCGACAACUACUCGCUCUGGGCGUACAUGUUCUUCUCGAUCCCGCAGGCGCUGAGCUUCAGCAUCUUCGGCUUCCCCAUGUUCGGCGUCGACACGUGCGGCUUCGCGGGCAACGCCGACAUGGAGCUGUGCGCGCGCUGGAUGCAGCUGAGCGCCUUCCUCCCGUUCUACAGGAACCACAACGCCAUCGCGGGCAUCCCGCAGGAGCCGUACCGCUGGAGCACCGUGGCGGACGCGUCCAAGAAGGCCAUGGCCAUCCGCUACGCGCUGCUGCCGUACAUGUAUACUGCCUUUUACAGGGCGCAUACCCUCGGUGAUACGGUGAUGAAGGCGCUUGUGUGGGAGUUUGCGGACGAGCCGUGGCUGGCGGAUGCGGAUAGACAGUUUCUUCUGGGGCCGGCUGUGCUUGUUACGCCCUGUCUUGUGCAGGGGGCGACCACGGUUGAUGGCGUCUUCCCCGGUGUUGGCAAGGGCACCGUCUGGUAUGACUGGUACAACCAAUCCGCCAUCACUGGAGUUACUUCUGGGCAAAACGUCACCAUCGACGCGCCGCUUGGACAUAUUCCUGUGUACCUCCGCGGCGGGUACGUUAUUCCGACUCAAGAGCCUGGCAAGACGACGACAGAGAGCAGGGCCAACCCGUGGGGGAUCUUAGUUGCGCUUGACAGCGAGGGCGGCGCGCAGGGUAAUCUUUACGUGGACGAUGGCGAGAGCUUGGAGCAGGAGGCUACUCUGACUGUAGAGCUCACCGCCUUGGACGGUGUUCUUAAGGCCAGUCCCUCCGGAGAGUACAAGGACGCCAACCCUCUCGGCAAUGUCACAGUCAUGGGAGUCAAGCGGGACGUUUCGGCCGUGACUCUGAAUGAUCAGGUUCUUGAGAUCUUUGACUUCGAAGGGGGCAUGGAAUUCCGAGUGGACAUUGGCCUGGGCUUGAUAGAACGUUGGAGCAUCAUGGGCUUUGGUCGCAACGCCGUGACAGCAUCAUAG
This is a messenger RNA of Colletotrichum aenigma, 3231 nucleotides long. RefSeq names its product Alpha-glucosidase (gene agdA). The transcript has 5 exons. The record is from RefSeq and is a predicted model, not a curated record. Gene Ontology annotation, biological process: carbohydrate metabolic process. Lineage: Eukaryota; Fungi; Ascomycota; Sordariomycetes; Glomerellales; Glomerellaceae. The coding region runs from base 1 to 3231 and encodes 1076 amino acids. Gene Ontology annotation, molecular function: hydrolase activity, hydrolyzing O-glycosyl compounds; carbohydrate binding.